This is a messenger RNA of Punctularia strigosozonata HHB-11173 SS5, 677 nucleotides long. RefSeq lists its product as uncharacterized. The coding region runs from base 82 to 555 and encodes 157 amino acids. Lineage: Eukaryota; Fungi; Basidiomycota; Agaricomycetes; Corticiales; Punctulariaceae. The transcript is spliced from 4 exons. The record is from RefSeq and is a predicted model, not a curated record.
CGAGUUGAACUCUACGCUGCUUUCGUCUUUCCGAUCUAUUUCCCCGUUUCGAGCUUCUUCCGCUUUCUUUGUUCCUGAACAAUGCUCUUCAAAUCCGUAUUUGUUCUUUUCGCUGCUGCCGCAACGUUCGGCGUCAACGCUGCGCCUCUCGAGGUUCGUCAGAUCGGUAACCUCGAGUGCAACAUCAACAGGUUCCAGAUCGUGACCGAUCUCUCGAGCGCGAAGACCGCGGUCGGCAAGCUCGGUGCCGCGGCACCCAUCGCCUCGAACACCACGGCUGCCGCCGCAGUGCAAGCAGUGACGGACGGCAUCUCCGGAGCUCAAGGAGCCAUCGGCGUCAUUGGCAAGGCGCUGUUGAAGCUCCAGGCCGCGCCCGCAGAAGCCAGGGAUCAAGUCCAGGGCAACCUCACGAGCGCCCAAAACGCCCUGGACAGCAUUACGCCGGCGAGCGUUUCAUCCAACGACACCUCGACGCUCGGCCUGCUCUCGGACGCACAGAGCAAGCUCAACGACGCCAUCACCGCCGGCCUCAACGUGGUGGCGAACUGCAAGUAAAGCGCGAGAGCUAGUGACACUCGGACAUUUCGUAUCCAGGACAGUCAUCUCCCCAUUCAACUUCAGCGGUACUUCUCGAUGUAGAUCGGACGAUUUGAAAGCAAUGUAGCCAUAGCCUCGAC